Thamnophis sirtalis is the source of this 4489-nucleotide messenger RNA. It is a transcript of the gene SYT5, whose product is annotated as synaptotagmin 5. Gene Ontology annotation, biological process: synaptic vesicle endocytosis; calcium ion-regulated exocytosis of neurotransmitter. The record is from RefSeq and is a predicted model, not a curated record. NCBI's taxonomy places the organism in Eukaryota, Metazoa, Chordata, Lepidosauria, Squamata, Natricidae. Gene Ontology annotation, molecular function: phosphatidylserine binding; calcium-dependent phospholipid binding; calcium ion binding. Gene Ontology annotation, cellular component: dense core granule; synaptic vesicle membrane; axon.
GAGCUUUUUUUUUUUUUUAAGAGGAAAAAAGAGGCAACCACAAUUUAAAAAAAAAAUAAGCCAACGAUUCUGUUCUUGCCCGCUGCUCCUCUUUCAUUUUGCUUUCGUCUCGCCCUGCUUUUUGAUCUGUCCAGGACAAUCGCCACUCCUCCUGGGAAGGGGAAAAAAUGGAUUCCACAAUGAAUGCAGCACGGAGGUCAGCCAGGAUAGAUUCAGAAGUGACAGAAUCCCAGAUGGAACCCUCCAUCAAUGCCACCGAGAUGCCCUCCAAGGAGAACGUUUUUUCAAACAUGAAAGAUAAAUUCAUGAACAAAUUGGGGAAACUGCCAAUACCACCAUGGGCUUUGGCCACCAUUCUCAUUGUUGCUGGCCUCUUGCUUCUCUGCUGCUGCUUCUGCGUUUUUAAAAAAUGCUGUGGCAAGAAGAAGAAAGGGAAGAAAGGCAAAGACAAAGUCAAGGCACAAAUCAACAUGAAGGAAGUGAAGGAGUUGGGCAAAAGCUACAUUGAUAAGGUACAGCCAGAGGUUGAGGAUUUAGAUCCAUCAUUGUUACAGGAAUCCGAAGUAGAGAAGCCAGAGGAGAAACUGGGGAAACUCCAGUACUCUCUCGAUUAUGACUUCCAGAGCACACAGCUGGUUGUGGGUAUUAUACAAGCUGCUGACCUCCCAGCGCUGGACAUUGGGGGCACCUCUGAUCCUUAUGUCAAAGUCUUCCUGCUUCCAGAGAAGAAGAAAAAGUUUGAAACCAAAGUUCAUCGCAAAACUCUCAAUCCUACAUUUAAUGAAUCUUUCACCUUUAAAGUCCCUUAUUCAGAACUCGGUGGUAAGAUCCUCGUCAUGGCCGUCUACGACUUUGACCGUUUCUCCAAGCAUGAUGUCAUUGGUGAGAUCCGUAUCCCCAUGAACACGGUGGACCUGGCACACGUGAUUGAGGAGUGGCGAGAUCUGCAGUCAGCAGAGAAGGAGGAGCAUGAGAAGUUGGGAGACAUUUGUUUUUCACUCCGAUAUGUCCCUACUGCUGGGAAACUGACAGUGAUUGUGCUAGAAGCCAAAAAUCUCAAAAAGAUGGAUGUGGGAGGGCUUUCAGAUCCAUAUGUGAAGAUCCAUCUCAUGCAGGGAGGGAAACGUAUCAAGAAGAAGAAAACAACCAUCAAGAAAAAUACACUGAAUCCCUAUUAUAAUGAAUCCUUCAGCUUUGAGGUGCCUUUUGAACAAAUCCAGAAAGUCCAAGUUGUCCUGACGGUGCUGGAUUACGAUAAACUAGGCAAGAACGAGGCCAUUGGGAAGAUCUUUGUAGGCUGUAAUGCCACGGGUACCGAGCUGCGCCAUUGGUCUGAUAUGCUGGCCAAUCCCCGGAGACCUAUUGCUCAGUGGCACACUCUGCAACCUGAAGAUGAGGUGGACGCAGCAAUUGGAAUUAAGACCUCUUGAUAUCCUUCAUUUCCAAGCCGACUUCUCCGGCAACCAUUCCAUCUCCCAUCCAAAGCAAAUGGGAGUGUGUGUUGAGGCUCCCCUGAAUAUGCCUGUUGGGGGGGGAGGGAAGGUAACCUGUGAGCUUGUCUCUUUUCUCAGAGCCAUUUCUUGUUUGGAAAAAAAAAAAACCUCAGAGAGAAAAAAAAAACUUUUUAACCCACUGUGUGAAAAAAGAAAAGAAUGCUUACUUAGUAAUUGGAGACAAGUGACAGAUUUACUAUGUCAACCAUGAAGCUUACAAAGCAAUUUAUGCAGAUUUAGAUACAUAUUUUAGAUUUGAUUUAUGCAUUUGAAAAUCAAGCCUUAUGUAAAAACAGCCUUCCCCCCCUCAAAAGCAUUACUAAAUAGUAAUAGUUUAUCUGUCAAAUAUGGCAAUCAGACUUAUUUACUGUUAAUUCUCUUUAUUUGAUUUCACUAUAGGUUCAAAAUUAAAUUUCUUUAAGGGAUAUCAUUUCAUACACAUUUUGAAUGUGCUGUGUUACCAUAUUUGAAUAUUAGACCUUGUAUUGAAAUCUAUAGUCAACAAUAUUUACAAAUAUAUGUUUAAUAAGAGAUUUUCUAAAAGUUGCAAAUGAGCUCCAAUUACAAUAACUAAAAAUUUUGGAGACUGUAUUAUAAAACAACUUUAUAAAACUAGAUCUUGGAUGAAAAUAUAAAAGAACACUUGAAAACUUAGUUUAAAAAUAAGUUUUCUACUAUUUCAUAGUGGCUUUAAGAUGACUAAGGCUAGAAUUUAUAUCCAUUUAGCUGGAAGUAAAUUUAUUUAAUUCAAAGAUAUUCUGAGAAGAUGUUAUAGGUUUGCAGGAUAAGAGUGAGAUUAGAUUUUCUGGAUUCUGUACUUCAGAUAUACUCCUCCUUAUUAACACUCUAUCCAAAAUAGGACUAGGUAGGUUAAAAUUGUAAAAUGUCAUAUGUGUAGAUUCCAUAUGUAACAUUUUAGUAAACAUAAUGUAGGAUAUUCUAACCAUCUUCCACAUACUAGAAACAAUAAUUUAUAGAGCCUGCAGUUUGAUGCUAGAAUAUAAUAGUGUGUUAAGCUAUUCAUAAGGUUUGUUGGUUUGUUUUCAAUUACAUUUUUUGGGUUUUAUAACAGUUUUGCUUAUGCAUUUAUCUGUUUGACAACUUGUGCUUUAUAAUAUGUAUGUUUAUGAAAUGUUUGAUAUUAAUAAGAGUAUUAGGGAAAAUUUGCUACAAACUUCCUGAAAGCAGGUUAUAUUUACUAGCAUUUUACUACCCAACUUGUAAUAAUUUUGCUUUGUUAAAACAUGUUUACAUUUUUGCUACAAGCUUAAAACUAAUUUAUUAUACAAUUGCAAUAGGUUUCCUGUUUAUUAGAAAGCAGUUUGAAGCAUUUUAUAAAUGGAAAAAAUACAUUUAUCCAAGAAGUUUACUCUUGGAUUUAAAAUGUUUGACAGUAGUUUUACAAAGGCCUAAAACAUGUUUACAAUGCUUUUGGUAUAGCAACAUUACAAUUUAUUAGACAUAUUCUAUAAUUGUUUAAAAUUUGGAUGACUUGCUAAGAAUUUAUAAGCUGAUUACACUGCCAGCUAUUUUCAGCAGAAUCAAAAUUAAGGGGAAUAAAUAUAAACUACAAAAGUUUUGUUUUAUAAUCCUGAAUUAAAAUACAUAUAUGUAACUUUUAUGCCAAAAUUUUGUCUAUGUUAGCAAAUUCUGGAUAGGAUCAUAAUCCUUCAAAAAUAUGCCCUUCUUUAAAAAAUAAAAUAAAAUUAGACUUUUUGAUACUAAUAUUAGAAUUUUUACCCAUAUUUUUAUAGCACUUGCUGAAAUUGAUUUCUCAUCCCAUUACUAUAGUUUUAAAUCUUGCAGGUGCUUUUAGCUCCAAGGGAAGGGAUAACCCACCUUUACAAGAGAAUAACCAUCAUUUUAACAAAAGCCUCACCUCUAAGACUACCUAUUAAUGACUGUAUUAGAAAAAAGACUAAGGGUAAAGCAUUACUAUUCUCAAUACAUGAUUAUACAAAUAUUUAUAGAAAAAGAAUGCUACAGUUCUUAUCUAAUAGUUCUAGUUGAGGCAAAAUUGCUUAUUUCCACUUCCUAAUUUUGGCUAUAAAUUAAUGGUUGUUUUUUAACCUUGCUGUAAAAUAAGAACUGAGGAAAAAGAAAUGGGAAUAAGAUCUUACAGUGCAAUCCCUAUAUACUAUACCCAUCGCUUAUAUAUAUAUAACUAAUGGAGCUAAAUGGAUAUAGGAUUGAUGCCUUAGUAAUUCUGUUUUAGGGAGAAAAUUUUUAACAACAUCUAGAACAAACAGAUAUACCAUUAUUUGUCCUCCUAUCACUGCUUUCACAUUCUCCUAGAUAGUCGUAUUUCUCAGUUUGGUGCCCUCCAGGUAUGCAAGUAAGGUUAUGACUUCAAUUAACCUGAGCCACUUAAGCUGGAGUGAGGGCAAAUGUAGUUUGUUGUAUCAGAAGUGCACAAAACUGAAGAGAGCUUCUAAGAAUUCGAUAGUUUCUAUGUCUUUCACCGAGCUGGUGAUAGAAAUGGUGAGAUGGCUGAAUCUAUAACAGUAUUGGAUAAGAGAAGCCACUGGGAUACUUUGAAAAGCUGAAGCAUGUUGUAUAGGGACGAUGUUUCAAAAGCCAUAGUCCACACCUUUGCUUAUUCCUGAGUAACAGGGUAUUUCACUUCCAGAAAAGCAUGCAAGAAUUUGUAAUAAGUGGCUUAAAAUUUAGGGUCUUUGACAAAGAAAAACAGAUGGUCUGCUUAUAGGUAGUCCUCAAUUUAUGACAACUGAGCCCAAAAUAUUUGUUGUUAAGCAAGAAAAUUGUUAAGCCCCAUGUUAUAAUAUUUUUUGCGCAGUUGCUAAGCAAGUCACUGCUGUUGUUAACUGAAUCAUGAGGCGGUUAAGCAAAUCUGACUUUGCUUGAUAGAAACCAGCUGGGAAGGUUACAAGUGGGGGUCACAUAACCCCGGGGCAUUGCAGAUGUCAUAAAUAUAUGCCAGUUGCCAAGUGGCCAGAUUUUAAUCACUCAACCAUGGGGAUGCUGCAAUGGUCGUA